UCUCCCUUCUAGCAUCGUUAUCCCUUCUUCUGAGCAAGUAUCAUACUGUUCACCUGGUGUUGACCAGCUUUCGUACCGAUUUGAAGAGGAGUCAUUACUCCACCACCCGCAAUGUUUAUCUCCGAUAGCAGUACCCGAGCUAUCGGGUCCACCGCCAGCUCUAUGAAAGAGACGCUCCUGCAGCGUCUCCCCGGACCCCAGCAGGUUCUCAAAGCCAUUACAGGCACACUCGGUGUCUCUUCCCUCUCAGGAUCAGACUAUUCGACUUCAGAGUCCACAUUUCAGCAUUGUCCGGCUGCCGAAUUGAGCUGCAAGACACGGUACCAUGGUCAGGAUACCUGUUGCUUCAACUACCCGGGGGGUCAGAUGCUACAAACGCAAUUCUGGGAUGCCGACCCCGCCAUUGGGCCGGAGACCGCUUGGACAAUCCAUGGUCUCUGGCCGGACCACUGCAAUGGAGGAUUCGACCAAUACUGCGAUUCGAAACGGAAGUAUAGCAAUAUCUCGUUGAUCCUGGUUGAUGCUGGCCGUGGAGACUUGCUCGACUACAUGAGCACAUACUGGAAAGACUUCCGCGGCGACGACCCCAACCUCUGGGAACAUGAGUGGAACAAGCACGGUACCUGCGUCAGCAGCCUCGAGACCCACUGCUACACAGAGUAUAUUCCCCAGCAGGAGGUUGUGGACUACUUCGAUAAGACAGCCGAUCUAUAUCGGGGACUGCCUACGUACGAGACACUCGCUAAAGCCAACAUCCUGCCCUCCUACACGAAAACCUACACGCGCCGCGAAAUCGAGGAUGUGCUCUCUCAGACGCACGGCGCAGAGGUCACGAUCCGCUGCCGCCACGGAUCCUUGAACGAAGUAUGGUACUACUUCAACGUCGCCGGACCCCUCGUAUCCGGGAAAUUCGUCCCCUCAGACCCAGACGGCCAAACCUCGAACUGCCCGGCCACCGGCAUCCGCUACCAGCCCAAAACCCCCCGAAACGGCCACGAGCCCACCCAUACAACCACCCACAACCCAUCAGAACCCACCUCUCCCCCCGGUGCCCCCUUCCAAGGCCGGGGGAAUUUAAUGAUCUCGAUGAUGGGCCAGAAAAGAGGAUGCAUCAUCAGCCGAGGAGCGUGGUUCACAUCAGGCACCUGUGCGACGUUCAGCACGAAGAAGACCUCCGACACCCACUUCACCCUCCACUCCAGCAAAGGCAACUGCGGCUUCGCAAAAGACAUCUUCACCUGCGGCGGCGCGGUGCACCAACCGCAAGAAUUCAGCGUCGACGACGGUAAGCUAGCGUACAAGGGUAAUUCGACCUUUUUCGCCGAUAAGGCUCCCAAGGGUCCGACGAAGAGUAAGGUCUUUGCGUCGCAGGAGGAUCAUCAGAUUGAGUUGGCGAUCACUUGGAGGCCGGACUAUUGAUCUUUGGCCUGUGACUUUUUGUCUUUGGAUUUAGAUUGCAUAUCUCUUUGUUUAUGGGGUUAAGUAGGUAUAUUUUGCGAUUUGUGUUUUUGAAUAUAUAUACUCGGGUGUGCAGUACUUACGUACGUGCUACCGGAGGGUUAGGCAGGGGCUAGAUUAGAUAUAUAGAAGUAGGCA
Messenger RNA from Aspergillus homomorphus CBS 101889, 1596 nucleotides. Its product is annotated as T2 family ribonuclease. NCBI's taxonomy places the organism in Eukaryota, Fungi, Ascomycota, Eurotiomycetes, Eurotiales, Aspergillaceae. The coding region runs from base 112 to 1419 and encodes 435 amino acids. Gene Ontology annotation, biological process: RNA catabolic process. Gene Ontology annotation, molecular function: ribonuclease T2 activity; RNA binding. The transcript has 6 exons. Gene Ontology annotation, cellular component: extracellular region. The record is from RefSeq and is a predicted model, not a curated record.